UUAAAGUUUUGCGCGUUUUUAUUUUUGAAAAAAAAUAUAUCAUUUUGUUAAUUUGUGGUUGCAUUAUAAUUUUAAUAGUUACGGCUGAUUAGUAAGUUAAAAUGUUUUUUGAAAAGUAUUAGUUACAUAAUUUGUGCUGUUUACACUUAGACUGUGGUGUAGGUGUUAUUUGAGGUUAUGUUUAAAUUUAUAUAUUUUUCCGAAAAAUGCGACUGUUCUUUGACAAGGCCUCCACUCUUUUAAUAUAAGACAUUUAUAUGUUUCUAUUUCCUCGUGAUAAUACCUAAAUAAAUACAUGAAGAGUUAUUUUUAGCUCUAAAUCGUGAUAGUUCCCGGAAAAUCUUAUAAUUAUGUAUUCUAUACAUCUACAUAUGUUCUUCUCUGUGGCACUCCUCCUGUGAUAUAUCUCAGUUUAAUACUACCUGCAUUAUAAAAUAAGGUGAAGGUAGAGUUUUACAGUUAUGUGCAUAAAGUCUUGAGGCAACAGACCACUAGAAGAGAAGUGGGCAAUUAACCACUUGUAUGACGAAAUCAGAGCUCAUAAAUUAAAAUGCGUGUAGAAUAAAGAAGCGUACCUUGGACAUGAUGCUUCAUCAAUCGUGGUCACAAAGUUUACUAUGUAAAUGAGGGUACCAGCGAGUCCUUAAAUAACCUAGGCUCACGAGGGUAAGAGAAAAAGGCAAUUCUGCAGAUGAGCGGCUUCCAAGAAGUAAGGCAAAUAAUUUCAUUGAAAGAGUUUUCAAAGUGUGGUGGUUGGUCAGAAGCAAUGAUGCAUGUCAUCUGUAAAAAAUUCUGGAACUGAAGAUACUUCUGUUCCAAUCUUGCUAAGAUCAUUGGGAAAUGAUCUUACAAACCAUGGAGUCCCAAAAUCUGUCUCAGUUAGUUCAGACCGAAGAAUUUCUUCCAAAGUGUGCAGCAUUGGCUGAAAACAUUGAUGUCAAAAAAUGUAGUUCAUUUGAAUUAAAUCCUUAUUUCAGUGUGGGAAGUCUGCACAGUGACUUUUUAGACAUUGCAGAGAUGGUGACUGUAUCAGAUAGUGCAGUUACCAAAUGUGGUAUAAUUAACGUUACUGAGUGUGUUCCCGAAAUUGAAACGUGUAGUGAUAUUUAUUCAAACGGUAGGGAUUUAUCUGUCGAGGAAACAUACUUCAAACAAAGUCCUUGUGCAGAUGAUGUGCCUUUUGAGGUGUCCAGGCCUCAAGAAGUAUUUCCUACAGCUGCAAAUAAUCCAUGUGAAUACACUUCGACAAGUGUCAAUGAAAGUCCACCAGUUUUGAAAUCCAUGGACGUUAGUUAUUUAGCAUGCUCGGCGACAAGUGAUGUUUUUAUAGAUGCAAAAUGUUUUUGUGGUAUUUGCAAUGAUUGUUGCAAGAUGAUUAAGUCAGCUGUUUUUCAAAGUAAAGAAUUCUCUAACUUUUGUGAUUUCCCCACAGAAAUUGCACACGUCGUGGAAAUAAGCACAAGUGUUGAUCAUAACUGUGAUAACAAAAUUUUGGAGUUCAAUAGGGGAAGCAUCAACACUCUUCAAGCACAUGAGGCGACCAGAAGUUCGGUUUCUGUGCAAGUACGUGACUCUUUAGUGUUGCCAGAUUCAUGUUGUGGAACCUGUAAACUAGAGGUGAAAGCAAAUAAUAGCCUAAUUUCAGCAGACAGUGUUGGCUAUUUAAACUCCCAGGCCAACGAUAAGUGGCUGACUUCAGUUGCUAAGGCUGACAUGACACUAACACCUUUAGUUUUGGAACUACGUGAAAAGGGUGUAGAAUCUAAAGACAAAAUUGAAGCUGUGUGUUGUCUGACAGAAUUCCAAAAUAGUGUUGUAGCCAGCAGUACAUUGAAUAUGAAAAUGGAGAAUAGUAGUAUAGUUCAACCAUCAGUUUUGGAGUUAUAUGAAAUGAGAAUGAACUCUGAUAAAAAAACUGAAGUUGUGUCAUUUCCAAAAGGUGUUGUAAACGAUAAGAAUGGCAGAUGGAAUGCAAUAAUGACAAACGAUGCUUGUUUACAACCUACUCCAGUUUUGGAGUCUCGUGAAGUGGAGGUGGAAUUAGGAGAGAAAGCUGACUCUACAUGUCUGACCGACAUUACAAAUAAUUUAGAUGCUUGUAAGUUGAAUUUGGAGUUGCGUGAAUUAAAAAUGAAAUCAGAAGAGAACAAUAGAGCUACACUGUGUCUAACAAGCUUUACCAAUGACUUGAAUGGUGAAUACAGGUUGAAUGCAAUAAUAGCUGAUGAUGUGCCAAAGCCUUUGUCCAUAUUGGAAUCAUUUGAUGAAAAGCUGAAACCAAACGAUGACCAUGAUUAUUCGUGCAAAAUUGUUGCUACAAGUAAAACUGAUUAUGAUUUUAGGCUGAAUGCAGUAGUAGUUGAUGAUGGUAUGGUAGAGUUUCCUUCAGCUUUGGACUUUUACGAAACAGAGCAGAAUGAUCAUACAGCUUAUCACAGAAACAUCAGAAAUAACGAUAAUGAUGAGCAUGUACGAAAUGUAGUUGCUGAAGACUCAUUCCAUCUGUCUUCUCCAGUUUCAAAGCCUCGUAAAACCGAAAUGAAAAGAAAAGAGGGUAGGUCUUGUAAACGUUUUUCAGCUGAUCCGGGCAACAUUGAGAACUUUAAUGCAAGCGAUAAUUUCCUCUGCUCAGUUUUCAAAAAUUUAGGUUCUGGCAUAGAUAAAUCAGACAUUGAGCUAACCAAACACUUAAUGCAAGGGCUGUGUUUCUUAACGCCUGUCAGAGACAUUCUGAAAUCCCACAGACUACUGAGCCCACGUACCGCUAAUCAUGCAGACAUCUCUGGAAACAGUCUCUUCAGUGGCUUUGAUGAGGUUGAGUGUUCUACUGGAGGUUCGAAGCAUUGUGCUACAGGCAUGGGAGCGAUCAAGGUGGGAGACCAUUUAUUUGAAGAGCACUGUGGUCACUUUUCUGUUGGUAGUGCACACACAGCAUGUAAGAACAACGUAGAUGUGAGCUCGGGGAAGAAGUGUAUACGUUUUGGCAGCGUCACCAUUUACUAUUUCCCACGAGCUCAAGGAUUCACAGCAAUUUCAUCUGACGGGGGCGUGGCGCUGGGGAUGGAGGCCCACCACUGCGACGUUAAGCUGCUCUCGUCGUCGGACUACGCCGUGCAGAAGGAUCAGCAGCUUCUUCGAGGCUCCCAUCGGAAACACAAGAAGAAACGCUUGUCGAGUACCCCUGGUGUUGACUACGAGAGCCACCGGGCGGUACAGACGUUGUCGUCGCACAAGCGCACAUCGUUGCUCCGCGCGGCCGGCAUCCGCCAAGUGGACUACUGCGCGAUCCAAGAGGCGGUGAUGAUCAACGCCUCGCGCCUCAUGUGCGGUUGUUUCUGCACAGACGGCUGCGUGCCCGAUGUAUGCUUCUGUGCCCGCAUGGAGAUAGAAUGCCUUAUUGACCGUGAGGGCUUCCCCUGCAAGUGCUCGGCCGACAGCUGCGGCAACCCACACGGCCGCACCACGUUCAGCCCCGCCGAGGUGCACUCGCACUUCGUGGCCACGCUGGCGCGGCUGCACGCGGGAGACACGCCCCUCCCGGGUGUCCCCUCCGAGGAGCCUCCGCCCGCCGCGGAGCUCCCUCGCCGGUAGUGGGCCAGUCGGCCGAUCCUUGUGACGGGGCGGCGGGAAGCAUUUGUGCGAGCAUCCAAAGCCUUCAAGGGUUUGUAGUGUUUUUUUGUUUUUUUUAGGUGUGAUUCGUGCUGUGAGAUUACAAGGUUCAUGAAACAGCUUGGCUGUGAAUUGUUUUGUACUAAUGAUUUUUUUUUUUUUUUUACUUAGCAGAUAAUUGGAUUUUUGAAAUUUUUUUUUUAAGGAUUGUGGUGUUUAUAAAAAAAAAUUAUUGCAAAUUAUUCAAUUUAAUAAAUGUAUAGCCACGACGGCACCAUUAUUCAUAUGCCUAAAAUUGUAUAGCCGUAUAAAGUUUUGUGUGAGGACCCCCUGUUUUAUUCCGUUUGAAAUUUGUACUUUGUUUCAAAUUUAAAUUUUUUCUUGUGAAAUAAAUAGAAAAUACCUAUAUAUACACACACAGAAA
Molecule: messenger RNA, 4033 nt
Organism: Bacillus rossius redtenbacheri
Lineage: Eukaryota; Metazoa; Arthropoda; Insecta; Phasmatodea; Bacillidae
Exons: 5
Coding region: 841-3591 (916 amino acids)
Biological process (GO): regulation of transcription by RNA polymerase II
Cellular component (GO): nucleus
Molecular function (GO): DNA-binding transcription factor activity, RNA polymerase II-specific; sequence-specific DNA binding
Source: RefSeq, a predicted model, not a curated record